Molecule: messenger RNA, 932 nt
Organism: Sinocyclocheilus anshuiensis
Lineage: Eukaryota; Metazoa; Chordata; Actinopteri; Cypriniformes; Cyprinidae
Product: 5'-nucleotidase domain-containing protein 1-like
Exons: 6
Coding region: 396-932 (178 amino acids)
Molecular function (GO): 5'-nucleotidase activity
Source: RefSeq, a predicted model, not a curated record
GUCCGUUUUGAUCGCGUUAUUACGGUAACAGCACCCGGAAAUGCGCGAAUAUUCACAUAUUUUUACGUUCGUACAAGCAUGAUCCAAAAUCCGCGUUGCUCGUAUGCAGUGUUCCAGUACAACCGGCACCGUAGUAUUUCUGCGUCGCAUGCCGAAACGCGUUCUGUGGAUGCCUGCGCUUUCGCUGUAACGUCUCCGUAGAAACACGGCUCGUAGUCUUUUGGGACAUUUGUUGUCGCCGCUAUCCCACGUGUUGCAGAAGAGACAAAUACAUCGCAGAAUCCCGCCAGCGAGCGAGCUGCAUCGAGAGCUUGAAGUCAUCGCUGUCACUGCGAGAUAUUGCAAUCCUGUAGUCUUUACAGUUCACAUCUCCCAUUCCUUCCAAAGGCUAUACAAUGAGCGAAUACUUCUCGCUGUCGGAGUGUGAUGUAAUUGGCUUUGACUUGGACCACACGCUCUGUCGAUACAAUUUGAAGGAGACCUCCAGGCUGAUCUAUGAGAGUUUUGCACGGUAUCUGGUGGGACACAAGGGCUAUGAUAAAGAUCUACUUCAUUUGACACCUGCUACUUGGGAUUUCUGUUUUAAAGGUCUUGUGGUGGACCUUGAGGAGGGCAACCUGGUCAAGUUGGCAGAGGACGGUACUGUCUUGCGAGCAACUCAUGGCACUAAAGACCUUAGUACUGACGACAUCAUAAAGCAUUAUGGUCCAAAAAGAGAAUGGAAGCAUUUUAAUAGCCUCAAUACCUCGUACACACGAUCUGCAAAAUACUAUUUUUAUGACAACUAUUUUGACCUCCCUGGUGCUCUUCUCUGUGCCGGAGUGGUGGAUAUGUUGAAUAAGCGAGGAGCUGAAAUCACAUCUGACUUUUGGAAAGACAUUGUUGCUGCCAUUGACCAUAACUACAGCACAUCUGCAUUUCGGGGUAUGUAG